Messenger RNA from Populus euphratica (Euphrates poplar), 1482 nucleotides. RefSeq lists its product as uncharacterized. The record is from RefSeq and is a predicted model, not a curated record. NCBI's taxonomy places the organism in Eukaryota, Viridiplantae, Streptophyta, Magnoliopsida, Malpighiales, Salicaceae. The coding region runs from base 398 to 1225 and encodes 275 amino acids. The transcript is spliced from 7 exons.
CUAGUUAACAAAUACAGUCCAAAAUUUGAAGAGAGACAUUCUGUUCCGCGGAACAAAAUCAAGAAGCAAAAAGGAUUGCGAGUUUGUAAAUUUAACCAGAUUCAAAGAUGGAGAUAUUUGAGGUACAGAGAAUAGAACGAAUACGCACGUGCGACAACAUGUGGCAACGGUUUUUUCCAGUAAAGUGGACAUCUUUUUUCUUUAGGUUUUGCUAGAAAGAUUUUUCUUUUCUUGCACUUUAAAGUUUCCUACUUCAAGAAACCAAAACCUUGAAAGUUCCCACGCAAUCAAGAAUAGUAGUAACCUACGAGUUCCCACAUUAGCAUUUGAAAAUUGCAAACAGCAAAGCAGUAUUUUUUGUUUCUUGAACUAUAUAUAGACUGUAGAGUAGUUGUUGAUGGCUCAAUUUACAGUACAAGGUCGCUUGAAGUUGCUGUUUGACAAUGAUGGGACUCACUGUAAGCUUCUUGGGAAUGAUUUUCUUGGUGGGUUGAGAUCAUCUCUGACCCAGAAGAGAAAGAUCAGGUUUCUUGGUGCUAAUAGUACAAAGUUAUAUGCUGCUGCUUCUUUGAGCAAGAAAUCCAAGCAUUUUUACACAGAGGCAAGUCAAAGUGUUAGCGAGGCUAGUGAUGAGAGUGAUGAAGAUUAUGACAGUGAGAGGGAUGAAUUGGCUUGCUUUAGAGGCCUUGUCUUGGAUAUCUCUUACAGGCCGGUGAAUGUUGUGUGCUGGAAGCGUGCCAUGUGUCUGGAAUUCAUGGAGAAGGCUGAUGUACUAGAAUAUUAUGAUCAGACAGUAAAUUCCCCAAGCGGAUCCUUUUACAUUCCAGCUGUAUUAAGGGUUCCACAUCUAUUGCAGGUUGUUAAGAGAAGAAGAAUAUUCAGAAGCAAACUUAGUCGCAAGAAUAUACUUCAUCGGGACAACUAUACUUGUCAGUACUGUUCUUCCCAUGAGAAUUUGACCAUUGACCAUGUUCUGCCAACUGCGCAAGGAGGGGAAUGGCAAUGGGAAAAUCUGGUUACUGCUUGUGCCAAAUGCAACUCAAAGAAGGGUCAAAAAACUCCAGAGGAAGCAAACAUGAAGCUGAGUAAGGUCCCCAAGGCCCCUAAAGAUUAUGACAUACUUGCCAUACCCUUAACAAGUGCAGCAAUAAGGAUGCUGAGGAUGAGAAAGGGAAUGCCUGAAGAGUGGCAACAAUAUCUAGCGAGGCCAUCAUCAGAGCCGUGACAUACAUUCUAGGUGAAAGCUGUACAUUCUUGUGCUCGGCACAUAUGAUUUUUCCAACACUUAGUGCCCAGGUUUUAAAGAUGUAUUCUGAUGCAACGUAAUUUGCUUUGUUUUUCUCUUUUCUUUUUCACCUCCAUGUACUGGAGAAACUCAUGUAAAGGAGGGCAUUUAUCAACAAAGCAUCUUUUGUAAGGCAGUGGGCUCUUGUUUGUUAUUUCAAAUUUUAAGUGCUUAAACUCACGUUCAUAUAUAAAAAA